CCUGUAUGCCGGUUACCUGUUUGUAGCCUCAGUCAGAAGGGCGUGGCAUCAGGAGUGGAAUUUCACUUCCUGCUGUUUUUCAGGUGAAUCACCUGAGAAAUGUCGUCGUUGUGUGAGUCGUAGACAGCCGAGGUUCGUGUUUGUUAGUUUGACUUCUUUCUCUUUUUUUUCCCCUGUUUGGAGCCAGUGGAUCAGAUUCAGUGGAAGUGUAGGCUACCUCUAGGUGACUACCAGGAAGUGGGGCUAAUUUAGUCACCGAGUCUGUGCGUGUUCCAACCCCUUGGCGGACAAAAAAAAAAAACUCAUUUUCAAAUAGACCUGCCAUUUCCUUUCUUCUCUAUUCGACUUCGCGUUCCCUGGAGACGACUUCUGGUUUUUAUUUUUAUUUUUGAGGGACAGUCUGAGAAUGAAUUUAUUUAGUGGAUGGCAGUCCGCGGCGCUCAUACUUCUCGUCGGCAUCUUACGCUCCACCAGCGGCCAGGAGAACGCGAACACCUGCCAGGGCGAGUUCGAGAAUGGCAAAGACAACUUCGUGCUGGACACCGAUGAGUCGGUGAAAGAGGGGGCCACGUUUCUGUCGUCGCCGCCGGUGUCGCAGGCCGCGGACUGCCAGGCCUCCUGCUGCAGGGAGCCGAGGUGCAACGUCGCCCUGAUGCAGAGAGGUCCCGGGGAGGAUGGCGCCGUCGUCUCCUGCUUUCUCUUCGACUGCUUGUACAAGAAGAAAUACGCCUGUCGCUUCGUCGCCAAGUUGGGAUACUUCAACUUCAUCCGGAACACUGUUUACCAGACUUACCUCAAAAUGGACUUGGCUCCAAGAGAAGCGGACUCUCCACCAGUGGCCGACGCAGGUCAGGACCUGGUCGUGCAGCCGAAGGAGAGUGUGACACUGAACGGUUUCCAGAGCAUAGAUGAUGGGAAGAUUGAGAUUUUUAAAUGGAAAAUGCUCACGGAUUAUCCUUAUGCUAAAAUCGAGGAAACAGCCUUUCCUGACCAGAUCAUUGUGUCCAAUCUAACAUCUGGGAAGUACGCCUUUGAGCUGACGGUCACCGACAACAGCGGUCAGUCGGACAGCACCACGAUCACUGUCCUGGUACUUACCGCUGAGCAGUCUGAGCACCACUGCAUGGCUCCAAAGAAAAUUGGCCCAUGUCGUGGUGCGUUCCCACGCUGGCAUUACAAUGCUGCCUCAGGGCAGUGCGAGAAGUUCAUGUUUGGGGGUUGUCUGCCGAAUAAGAACAACUACAUUAAUGAGAAGGAAUGCAGUGACGCCUGCCAUGGCACAGGUGUUGAAGCAAGUGUUCGUGGUCUGCCUGUUCCAAUUCCUACAGUAGAAAAGUGUGGUACUCCAUGUACUCCUGAGCAGUUUACCUGUGGUAAUGGCUGCUGUUUGGAUCAAGGACUGCAAUGCGACGAUACUCCGCAAUGCACUGAUGGGUCAGACGAGGCAAACUGCGAAGAUCUGCCACGCAAAUUUCGCAUUCUGCUCAACAUACCAGUGGAGGAAAAGAAAGUGCGCUGUACUCACCACCCGGAAACAGGAAGUUGCCGGGACAGUUUCUCAAAGUGGUACUACGACCCCCAGACCAAGAAAUGUCACCUCUUUAACUACGGAGGCUGUGGGGGAAACGACAACAAAUUUGACUCCGAGGACGCCUGUAACACAUUUUGCGAUGGGGUGACUGAAAAGGACGUCUUUGAAGUACGAGAACCAUCUGAAAAUAAUAAAAAUAAACGUAUCGGUGAUGACGAUACAGGUAUCCUUGCCAUAGCUAUCGUCCUGGGUGUAGCCGUCCUCGUUCUCAUUGGCGUCGUGGGAUACUGCUUCAUAAAGAAAGCUAGGACUCCCAAACACCAUCAGGUGCCUGUUCGCGACAAUGCCCUGGUCUACAACAGCACCACCAAACCCAUCUGAACCCACCUUUUGUUCAGCUUUGCUCCCAUUCCCGUUGUCACAAACAAGCUAUAUCUGAGGCAGAACAGGUUGUUUUUUGUUGUUUUUUUUAAGUCUAUGUAGAUGUAUUUUAAAGAGGAUGUACACAGAAAGUAGAAAGUCUUUGAUGAAAUGUGAUUUGUUGCUUCAAAUGCUGCAAACUAUUGGAAUGAAUUGGCAAAAUAAGUUUUAAGAUCAGGUUAAGUGCGGUGGACUGUUUCUGUUGUGAAGGCAGAAACCUUUCCUUUGAAAUAUAGGAAUUGUUUUUAUUUUUUACAGCUCUAAUUGACUGUCUUCUUUUGUGUUUAUUGUGUAGCCCUACGUCUCCAUCGAGCUUUAGUUUAAACAAGUGUUUUGCUUUCUCUUACAACAAAAUCUAAGUGAUCUUGUUUAUAUCUAAACCUAUGAUGUUAACAUGUUGUGUAUUCUUCAGUUUAAUUACCCUCAUUUCUUUUACGCACUGUUGUUACAUUCCAAUUGAAUUUCACCUACAUGCAAAAUAUUGUACAUAAUUAUAGUUUAGUAAAUGAACAAUUUUUUGGAGGUAAUUUUAUUGACUUAUUUUAAAAUGUCAAUUUUUAUUAGCAAAUGUAUAUUUUGUUUAUCUUUACUGUUUAAAAUAUUAAACUUCUGAUGCAUUUGUAUAUAUAACUUGAUGUGGGCUUCUUUAGCUUUACCUGUACUCUGUUGUUCAUCUUCAAUAAAACAAUGUAGACCCAUA
Messenger RNA from Fundulus heteroclitus (mummichog), 2651 nucleotides. It is a transcript of the gene spint1a, whose product is annotated as serine peptidase inhibitor, Kunitz type 1 a. The record is from RefSeq and is a predicted model, not a curated record. The coding region runs from base 407 to 1912 and encodes 501 amino acids. The transcript has 10 exons. Lineage: Eukaryota; Metazoa; Chordata; Actinopteri; Cyprinodontiformes; Fundulidae. Gene Ontology annotation, molecular function: protein binding; serine-type endopeptidase inhibitor activity.